AUGCACAGAACAAGGUGAGACUGUGAUAUAGACUAUAGAAAUGGCAGUAUAAUCAGUAUAUAGGUAUUUUUACAAUUAGUGAUUUUUCAUGUAUUUAUGGCACAGUAACUUAGCAGCAAGAUUUAAUCUAAGCCGUGCUUAGCUCUCAUACAAAAUAAGUUAAUGCGGAGGGAUUUCAUUUAUUCAGUGUUCUAUGCCUCUAAUCACUCACGUCCAUAACUUAUAAGCAUGGUCUUAGAAUAAUAAGUAACAAAAUAUAUUUAUUAUUUAAUACAACUAUUAUUAUUGAUUUUUGAGAUUUGGAUUUUGUAAGAGGUAACGACUAAGCUCGCCAUUCAAAUAUGAAUUUAUUAAAUACACCGCGUUUGAAAAAAGAACUAGGGCAAUUACUUGACAAACCCCCAUUUGGAAUGAAAGUGAAUGUAAAAGAAGGAUCAACCUCUGUUUUAGAAGCUGAACUCAGUGGACCUAAAGAUUCUCCAUAUGAAAAUGGAGUUUUUAAAUUGCAGAUAGAAUUACCAGUGAAGUAUCCAUUUGAACCUCCUAGAGUGACAUUCAUUACACCUGUUUAUCAUCCAAACAUAGACAGUGGCGGCAGAAUCUGUUUGGACAUUUUGAAAAUGCCUCCAUCUGGUGCAUGGAAACCAUUAAUUACCAUAGAAGGCGUAUUGGUUGCCAUAUGCAAUCUAAUGAACUGUCCAAACCCUAAUGACCCACUUGUACUGGACAUUGCAAAAGAAUUUAAGAAUGAUAAAGAAACAUUUGAAUCCAAAGCUAAACACUAUACUAAAGAACAUGCUAUUACAGUCAUCGAAUAAUUAUAUUUUAAUUUAAUAUGUUUAUAUUCUCUACUAUUAUUUUAUAAAAUAUUUCAGCUAACUGAACUUCUAGCAAGUAAAUUUCUAACUUACCUUUGUAUACUUUUCUUUAAUUAAUUAUUUAUUGUAAUUUAAAAUUGGUUUGAUAAGAAAUAUUGAACACUAAAAAGAGUUCAUUAAAUCAUUUGAAAAUAUUAUUAAAACCUAUGUACAAACUAUUAUAAUAUAAUAUUAUUAUUUAACUAUUAAUAAUUAUUAUUUUAUUAUGCUUUUUAAAUUCAAUCCUCUUGACUUAAUAAAUAUAACAUAUUGUUGAUACCAAACAUGAUAAUCCUCUCAUUAGUAUUACAUAUUAUGUAAAAGAAAACGUUGGUAAUUGCCUAAAAAAUGUCAUAUGGAAUUUUAUUUUUAUAAAUAUUCUCCAAUAACUAAAUUAUUAAUAACUGUUAGCUUGAAAUGGUUAUUUACACUUCUUUGCAUUUGUAUGGUUUGUUUAUUAAUUCUUCUGUAGGCAUUUUCAUUAAAACUUGUUUUUGUAA
Molecule: messenger RNA, 1357 nt
Organism: Rhopalosiphum padi (bird cherry-oat aphid)
Lineage: Eukaryota; Metazoa; Arthropoda; Insecta; Hemiptera; Aphididae
Product: ubiquitin-conjugating enzyme E2 T-like
Exons: 5
Coding region: 342-818 (158 amino acids)
Biological process (GO): DNA damage response; protein polyubiquitination
Cellular component (GO): nucleus
Molecular function (GO): ubiquitin conjugating enzyme activity
Source: RefSeq, a predicted model, not a curated record